Molecule: messenger RNA, 475 nt
Organism: Phlebotomus argentipes
Lineage: Eukaryota; Metazoa; Arthropoda; Insecta; Diptera; Psychodidae
Product: cysteine-rich PDZ-binding protein
Exons: 2
Coding region: 79-381 (100 amino acids)
Biological process (GO): cytoplasmic microtubule organization
Cellular component (GO): dendrite
Molecular function (GO): PDZ domain binding; microtubule binding
Source: RefSeq, a predicted model, not a curated record
AAGACAAUUUGGGACAUUUCUGUACUUCAAGGGUUUUGUUUUGAUUCCACUGUUUCGUGCAUUUCUGCAGUUUUAGCGAUGGUUUGUGAGAAAUGUGAGAAGAAACUCGACAAAAUAGUGACACCGGACACAUGGAAAUCGGGAGCGAGAAACACAGUUGAGUCUGGCGGACGGAAAAUCAAUGAAAACAAAGCUCUCGUGACAGCAAAACAGAGAUUCAAUCCCAUUGGCAAAACCUUCCCACCUUGCAGAAUCUGCCGACAGAAGGUUCAUCAGGCAGGAAGUCACUAUUGCCAGUCCUGCGCCUACAAGAAGGGCAUCUGCUCGAUGUGCGGCAAAAAGAUGAUCGAUGUGAAGAAUUAUAGACAAAGUGCGGCUUAGAGGUGUGAGAAAAUCGAGAAAAUGUUACUUUUUUCCCCUGUUUCUGUAUGUGAAUAAAAAAUGUAAACAUUAGUCCCAAUUGUGGGACACUUUC